AAUUGAAUCUCCAAUACCAAAGCUAUAUUAUAUAUGUAUAUGCAAAAACAGAAUUAAAUAGAAAUGAAGAGGAAGGGAGUGACAAUGGCCGUCUCCUUCAUCAAGCAUUUUCUUAGUCUAUGGCUUCUCUUCUCUUUCAACAACUGCUAUGCCUUUGAAGGAAGGAAAUUCGCAGAGAGCCAACAUACCCAUACUACUAUUCACCUCACCUCUCUCCUCCCUGCUGCUUCUUGCAAACCUUCCACUCAAGUUCCAUCAAUCGAGAACAAGGCAUUCUUGAAGGUGGUCCACAAGCACGGGCCAUGCUCCGAUCUAAGACAAGGUCACAAAGCAGAAGCUCAAUAUAUCCUCUUACAAGACCAGUCUAGAGUGGAUUCAAUUCACUCAAAAUUGUCCAAGGACUCUGGUCUUAGCGACGUCAAGGCGACGGCUGCGACUACCCUUCCGGCGAAGGACGGCAGCAUCAUUGGCUCUGGGAAUUAUUUUGUCACUGUAGGACUUGGCACCCCAAAAAAGGACUUCUCUCUCAUCUUUGAUACUGGAAGCGACCUCACUUGGACCCAAUGCGAGCCCUGUGUCAAGUCUUGCUAUAACCAAAAGGAAGCGAUCUUUAAUCCCUCCCAAUCGACGUCCUAUGCCAACAUCUCUUGUGGCUCCACCCUCUGCGAUUCACUCGCUUCUGCAACAGGUAACAUAUUCAAUUGUGCUUCCUCAACGUGCGUCUAUGGUAUCCAAUAUGGCGACUCAUCAUUCUCCAUUGGCUUCUUCGGUAAAGAAAAGCUCUCUCUGACAGCAACAGAUGUUUUCAACGAUUUUUACUUCGGCUGUGGGCAAAAUAACAAAGGUUUAUUCGGCGGGGCAGCAGGGUUACUCGGUCUUGGAAGAGACAAACUCUCACUAGUCUCACAAACUGCCCAAAGAUAUAACAAAAUCUUCUCUUAUUGUCUUCCAUCCUCUUCCAGCUCAACCGGGUUCCUCACAUUCGGCGGCUCCACUUCCAAAUCAGCUUCAUUCACUCCCCUAGCAACAAUAUCAGGGGGCUCCUCGUUUUACGGGCUUGACUUAACUGGAAUAAGUGUUGGAGGCCGUAAACUGGCAAUUUCCCCGUCAGUGUUUUCAACUGCGGGUACAAUAAUCGACUCGGGUACUGUCAUUACACGGUUGCCCCCUGCAGCAUACUCCGCAUUAAGUUCAACGUUCAGGAAAUUGAUGUCCCAGUACCCAGCAGCACCUGCACUGUCAAUACUUGACACCUGCUUUGAUUUUAGCAACCACGAUACCAUCAGUGUGCCUAAGAUUGGGUUGUUCUUCAGCGGUGGAGUCGUCGUAGAUAUUGAUAAGACGGGUAUCUUUUAUGUGAAUGACCUGACGCAAGUGUGCUUGGCUUUCGCCGGGAAUAGUGACGCGAGCGAUGUUGCCAUAUUCGGGAAUGUGCAGCAAAAGACGCUAGAAGUUGUGUAUGAUGGUGCUGCUGGGAGGGUUGGAUUCGCACCAGCAGGGUGUAGCUGAUUCGGGCAUACGUAAUAAGGUAGCAUCCGAAGGUAUUGGCAUGGACGAAAGGGACCGUGUCAAUGCAUUGUGAUUAUGAUUAAUGAAUAAUUGGGGUUUCAUUUGUGAAAUAGAAAUGGAAUUACAAGUCAUAGCAGUAAUUGUGUAUACUAGCAGUAACUUUUCCUUAAUAUAUACCUCUGAAUGUUGGGCAAGUUUUUCCUUAA
Ricinus communis (castor bean) is the source of this 1715-nucleotide messenger RNA. RefSeq names its product aspartyl protease family protein At5g10770. The coding region runs from base 64 to 1509 and encodes 481 amino acids. Gene Ontology annotation, biological process: proteolysis. The transcript is spliced from 3 exons. Lineage: Eukaryota; Viridiplantae; Streptophyta; Magnoliopsida; Malpighiales; Euphorbiaceae. Gene Ontology annotation, molecular function: aspartic-type endopeptidase activity. The record is from RefSeq and is a predicted model, not a curated record.